CAGGCAAAAAAGUUCAUAUGCCACAUGAUGAUUUUCAAAGUUUAUCAUUUAUUCCUGAUCCUAAACCAUUAGAAAAUGAGAAUGAGGAAAUCCAACUUCAAGCUACUCUUGAUGGUUUAUAUUAUACAUGUGGAUCACAAUUGCUACCAGAAGAUCAUGAACUUUCAAAGCAUUUAAGUGUUAGAUUAAAUAUUACUUGUAAUUCCCCUAUUGAGGAAACAUAUUUUUCAUAG
Messenger RNA from Racocetra fulgida, 233 nucleotides. The record is from the annotation of a GenBank genome assembly. NCBI's taxonomy places the organism in Eukaryota, Fungi, Glomeromycota, Glomeromycetes, Diversisporales, Gigasporaceae.